Molecule: messenger RNA, 1449 nt
Organism: Hypoxylon fragiforme
Lineage: Eukaryota; Fungi; Ascomycota; Sordariomycetes; Xylariales; Hypoxylaceae
Exons: 1
Coding region: 140-925 (261 amino acids)
Biological process (GO): peptidyl-lysine dimethylation
Molecular function (GO): protein-lysine N-methyltransferase activity
Source: RefSeq, a predicted model, not a curated record
CUUCCAAGGCUUUUUUUUUAACUCUUUAGUUUUUGCUGCACGUGAAAAUCGCAAAGAAUAAAGAAAGAGAAAAAGAGAAAAAGAGAAGAAAAAAGAAGAAAAAAGGAAUUAUAGGAAAUACUGGCUAGUCACAAACCCCAUGGAGCCAGACAUCGCAGGUUUCUUCCAGGAACCGGCUGACUACUACCCGCCCUCGCCACCUCCCACGUCACAGGUCUACACACUACAGUCUGGCAAGACCAUCACGCUCCAUCUGGUAGGACACAGCCCCCUGGAGGCACACCACCUCUGGAAUGGCAGCCGCAUUAUAUCGCAGUACUUCGAGACCCACCCAUCCGAGGUCCAGGGCCGGACUGUGCUCGAGCUCGGCGCUGGCGCCGGGCUGCCCAGCAUAGUGUGCGCUAUUUUGGGGGCCCAGAAGACUGUGGUCACGGACUAUCCCGACCCCGAUCUCGUCGUCAAUAUGAAGAAAAACAUCCUGGGCUGCGAGUUGAUUCCAGUGGCAGACAACGGCGAUGUCGAUAAGUCCGCUGCGAUAGUCGCGGAUGGCUACGUCUGGGGCGCCGACCCGACGCAUCUGCUGGCGCACCUCGAGCCCGUCAAGCGGGACAAGUUCGACGUGCUGAUCCUGGCGGACCUGCUCUUCCGGCACUCGGAGCACGGGAACAUGAUCAGGAGCAUCGAGGCGACGAUGAGCCGAAAAGGGACGAGCAAGGCGUUCGUGUGCUUCACGAGCUACCGCCCGUGGCUGCAGCACAAGGACCUCGCGUUCUUCGAGCUCGCGCGGGAGAGGGGGUUCCGGGUCGAGAAGAUCCUGGAGGAGAAGAUGAGCAAGGCGAUGUUCGAGAAUGAUCCCGGCGACGAGGAAGUAAGGAAGACGGUCACGGCGUUUACGCUGCGCUGGCCGGAUGAGAUGUGCAUGUAAGCCUGUCUGCCUACCUAGUCUACGGUGCAGCGCAGGUGGAAUAUUGUCUAUUACUGCCUCUUUUCGUCGAUACCUCCUCGAGAGCUUACAAGACCAUGCCUAUUGAAUUACUAGAGGCUACCCAAAGAUGGUCCCUCGUAUGAUGGAUGCCGGCUACGUGCCAUCUUACCGAACAUGCCAUCCUAUUGUCCACUUGCAUCGCAUCAUGAGCGAUAUCAUUAAAAUACCCAAUACACGAUUUCACUGCCCAGUCUCGUCAUUAUGCAGCCAUCUUUUUAAAUCUGGGAGGCCCUCAUGAUUCAUUGUUGAUCUUCCAUUGCUCUGCGUUCUGCGCGGCUGGGGGGCAAAACUUAUAUUAAGACUUGCAAUGUCUCCUGACCAGCCUCAAUUGAAAAUUACCUAGGUAUGUGGGAAAAGACAGCGAGACCCUAGGUAUGUAACAUAAAUAUUGGAAUUACGCCUCGAGAGGGCUGUUCAGGUGUCUUGUUUUCUGCACCUCGUUUGGCGUUUUUGGGUUGCGCUGG